AUGAGCGGUUUGCCGCCGCGCCAACCCUCCGGCAACCAAAGUCGAGAGUUGGUCUUCUGUCAUCAGUGCAGGAACGAAUGGUACAGGGACCAGCACGGCUUGGUAUGUCCGGAAUGUGAAUCCGAUUUCACUGAGAUUCUCGAACACGACGAAUCAGCCCCUCACCGAACCUUAGUUGACUCGGACGAUGACUAUGACGAAGAAGACGACGGCUUCUAUUCUCACCAUCGCCACCAUCAUGCCGACCAUGAUCAUCGGGAUACUGGCUUUGGCCCUGCACCUCAUGGUACAGGGUUCACAUUACGUAUGGGCGGUGGAUCGGGUCCUCAGAUUAGCUUUCGCACGAUACAACCGCAGUUCGGAAGCAGUUCUGGCUCGCCAGGUCCUCAGCACCCCUUUGGCGGUGGCCAUGUAAUAGGAGGAGUCAGUCCGAACCCUCGACAGCCAUCGUUCCCGAGCUCUCCGUUCGACCAUUUCCACGCCCAUUUCCCGGGUGCGGGCGCUCGAUCAAUGCGCUCGACCCCACAAUCGGACCCAUUAAAUCAACAGCGAGAUGAUCGCCACCAGCAACAGCAGCAAGAACAGCAGCAACAACAACAACAGCAACGUUCCUCUCCAGCCGCUACUUCGAACUUCGGAAACGCUUCGCAACCGGUCAUGGAUAUUUUCGCCUCCAUAGUACAAAAUAUUAUGGGUGUUCCGCGGGAGGGGGAUCCCAACGACAACACUCGAAACCAGCAAUACCACGUCCCUGGCGCCUUCCCGGGUGGUAGAUCCCCUCCAAUGGCUGGCCAGAAUAAUCCUGGCCAAGGUUCGAGUCAAGCCGAAGGAUUGGGUGGGCCUGGACAUUCGCCUGGAACUGUACCGUCGCCUGGAGGUUGGUCGCAUGGUGGGCCGCCUGGCGGGCCGCACGGUGGGUCGCCGCACGGAAUGGAGAGUCCACUAUUUAUGCAAAUGCCGAGAGGGAGAGGUGGGGUCACAUAUUAUUCGUCAACGAGGACGUGGACUGGACCCAAUGGGGAGGUAAGGACGAUAAGGACAUCGUCGCCAAUGCCGCCUCACGGGCAGCAGGGGGGUCCCGAAGGUCCGGGCGAAAUGAACUUGGCUAGCAUCCUCGUCAACAUUAUCGGAUCUGGUGCUCAUGGAGACGACGGUAACGGAUUUCCACCACUACUUAGAGCGUUUGGACUCGGGCAUGGCCAAACAGGUGACUACGCCUGGAACCAACAAGACAUGGAUAGGAUAUUAUCCCAAUUGAUGGAGCAGCACCAAGGGAAUGCGCCUCCACCAGCUUCCGAGGAAUCUAUCAGGAAUUUAUCCAAGGUGAAAGUAACACAGGCGGAAGUGGAUGAUGGCAGUGAAUGUGUGGUUUGCCAGGAUGAAUAUAAGGUUGAUGAUGAGGUCGUAAAGCUUCCGUGUAAGCAUAUUUAUCAUGAGGAGUGUGUAACAAGGUGGUUGGAAACGCAUGAUGCUUGUCCAAUAUGUCGUACUCCAAUUACACCAGAAGACCAACGGCGGCAAAGACCGACACCUGGAGCACCUCCCGGAGCAUCUGGGUCCGGGUUCCCACCAUUACCAGGCCAAGGUGGUAGUGGAGGCACAGGGGGGAGCGGUGGUGCAGCUGGUGGGAGCAGUAAUAUGCACACUUCUUCCGGAUCAGGCGGAAGCAACGGGGCUCGGUGGACGUGGUCUACUAGCUUUGGUCGUGGUUGA
This is a messenger RNA of Orbilia oligospora ATCC 24927, 1713 nucleotides long. RefSeq lists its product as uncharacterized. The transcript is spliced from 4 exons. Lineage: Eukaryota; Fungi; Ascomycota; Orbiliomycetes; Orbiliales; Orbiliaceae. Gene Ontology annotation, biological process: protein ubiquitination. Gene Ontology annotation, molecular function: ubiquitin protein ligase activity. The coding region runs from base 1 to 1713 and encodes 570 amino acids. The record is from RefSeq and is a predicted model, not a curated record.